AUGCUGAAUAAACUCGGCUUCCGGUUUGUCGUGGGUGCACUCAGUUCUCCUUUGCUUAAAUCACAGCAACCUCCUGUACACCUUCCCCCCUCCGGCCUGCUUCCAUGCAAAGAUUCGGUAUAUCAGGCAACAUACAUUUACGAUGAGCAAGUCGACAUUUUCGACAAAGCCUCAUCAUUUCACUUUGACCGAGGUCAUCCUGUAGCUGCAUUCACAAGGUUAUCCCAUCAAAGAGGUAGGAUGGGCAAUGCAUUAAGGAGGGCAGCGGCUCAAACUACGAAUCGGCCAAAAGUCGUCGUCCUUGAGCUUGAAAUGCACCAAUUCUAA
Molecule: messenger RNA, 327 nt
Organism: Protopolystoma xenopodis
Lineage: Eukaryota; Metazoa; Platyhelminthes; Monogenea; Polystomatidea; Polystomatidae
Source: the annotation of a GenBank genome assembly